UAUCAACAAUACCAAGCAAAGAAAAGCUUUCUGAUUAAGCAAAAGCCAAUCCUCCCACCAAAUAUGCCGUUAGAAAGAGAGCUAUGGCAUGGAACUAAUGAGACUGCCAUGGAUAUGAUUAUCUGUCAUGGGUUUAACCGAAGUUAUGCUGGUGAUAAUGCCGGUAAACCGUGGUUCGGACAGGGCGUUUACUUUGCCAGUGAUGCCUCGUAUUCGGCUAGAUCUUGGAUGACCGGUGCAGGAAUAGGGAAAAAAGGUUAUGUGUUUUUGGUCAAAGCUUUAACGGGUCACUUGUGCCCAGGGAAGCAAGGCUUGCGGGUUCUUCAACCAGUAGAUAAGGCAAAGGAUCCGCUAGUUAUGUACGACUGCGCAGUCGACAAGCUGGCUAACCCUAUGGAGUUCGUGAUAUUUUCCGACACGCAGGCCUACCCAGCGUACCUUCUCACAUUUUCAAGUGGAUAAUCAUCGGAUGUUGUUUCAGUAACCAUAGUCAAUAAAUGGGAAACAACUUAUUGAAUGUAAUACUAGUGUUGCACAUGUUUUAUUUCAUUGUGUUUUGGACUUGAAACACUCUAGACGUGAUUCUUAAUGUCUGAUUUAUAAGUUGAUGUAAAAUUGUUCCGAAUGUGUACUCUAUGUACAGACCCAUUUAAAAUUAUAUUCAAUUAAAUAACUUGUUUACUCAUUUUAAUACUUUUGAAUGAGCAUGCUGUGAUUUUUUAAUCGGAAUAAGUUUACUAGUUUAUUCAAAUUUAAAAAAAACCAUAUUUAUAUAAAGAUUUUCGUAUAGUAUUGGUCGCCUAAAAAUGCUGAUAACGGUUAUAAAUCACAUGUAUUGUAGGUCAUUUAUGAAUUUGUAUUGUCUGUGAGUUAUCAGUUUAUGGACAAUUGUUUCGAAUUUGUACUUUAGGUUCAGACCUUUAAAACGUUAUUCAAUUUAAUAACAUGCUUACACAUUUUUAUACUUUUGAAUGAUUGCGCUGUGAUGUUAAUCAGAAUAAGUUUAUUAGUAUAUUCAAAAGUAAAAACAUGUUUUCGUAAAGUGUUGGUCGCCCAAAAAAGCUGAUAACGGUUGUUAGACACAUGCAGUGUAAGUGAUUCAUGAGUAUGUAAUGUAUGUGCAUUUUCUCUACCAUAACGUUACUCUUAUAGUAUGUAUAUUUUUAAAGUGCUUGUAAUUAACCGAUGUUUAAAUCAUAAUGCAUUAUAUAACAAUGAUAUGUUUUGUUAAUGUUGCAAUGUAUUUGUAUAAAUAAUAUGUUCUGUUGUUAUCUGAAGAUUACAAGCUUGAAAAUCA
This is a messenger RNA of Mya arenaria, 1297 nucleotides long. RefSeq names its product protein mono-ADP-ribosyltransferase PARP15-like. Bases 64 to 462 code for a protein of 132 amino acids. The record is from RefSeq and is a predicted model, not a curated record. Gene Ontology annotation, cellular component: cytoplasm; nucleus. The transcript has 3 exons. Gene Ontology annotation, molecular function: NAD+ poly-ADP-ribosyltransferase activity; transcription corepressor activity. NCBI's taxonomy places the organism in Eukaryota, Metazoa, Mollusca, Bivalvia, Myida, Myidae. Gene Ontology annotation, biological process: negative regulation of gene expression.